Messenger RNA from Schistosoma bovis, 1338 nucleotides. NCBI's taxonomy places the organism in Eukaryota, Metazoa, Platyhelminthes, Trematoda, Strigeidida, Schistosomatidae. The record is from the annotation of a GenBank genome assembly.
AUGUCUGUAGUCAAGUUUACAUUAUCUAGUGAUGACCAAGACGGUGUUCCAUGCCCAGAUUCUAUUCCUUUGAAAGUUGAUGAAAUAACAAAAAGUAUAGUCGGUCAUCUUAAAACUCAGUGCUCAAAAAUUCUCUCUGGAAGCUGGUCUGAUACAAAUAAUUUCUGUGUUGAGCUAUCGAAGAGUUGUGGACUAAGCAAUUAUCUAUAUAUUGGAUAUUUAAAUAAUGAUAUUAUUUCUUUGGAAAAUGAACCACGUAAAGUACUUAUUCGAGUAUAUGGUGAAGUAUUGAGAAGUUGUACAGACUCGAUUAUCUCUGAUUCAGUUAAUUUUGCAUUACUUUCGGAAAAAAGGAUUGGGCCUAAACUUCAUGGUGUAUUUCCCGGUGGACGAAUUGAAGAAUUUAUUGAGUCCAGACCUUUAACUACACAAGAACUUCCACUAGUUAUUGAAGUAGCAGCACGGCAUAUGGCUUCUUUCCAUAAAUUAUCCAUGCCAUUUUCAAAAACCCCAUCAUUCAUAAUAAGAAUGUUUGAUAAAUAUCUUAGUCAGUUGACAAGCACACCUGAACAUUUACAUCGUCCAUCUCCAAAUUUUUCUUCGAAUACUUUAUCUGAAUUAGAAUCAAAAGGUUUCUCUUUUGCUAAUGAUGGACAUAUAUUGACGGAACCAUCUUACGAAGAAGCUAGAAAUAUGGUAUAUGAAUUAUCUCUCAUAGAGGAAUAUAAUUGGAUAAAAGAAAAAUUUGAAGUUCAUUAUGCUGAAGUAUUCCCAAUUGUAUUUUGCCAUAAUGAUUUCCAAGAAAAUAACCUACUUCUUUUAAAUGAUCCGAAAGUUGAUAAGGUCUAUCGUAUUCUACCAAUCGACUUCGAAUACUCUGGUUAUAAUUAUCGUGCUUUUGAUGUUGGGAAUCAUUUUAAUGAGUGGUGUUAUGAUUACACGAACCCUGAUCAACCAUAUUAUUUUCACAACAUUGAAAAUUACCCAGAUCGUUCAAAACAAAGGCUUUUUUGGAAAGCAUAUCUAACUGAAACUUAUUCAAAUGUAGAAAAUGAUCAUUUUAAUAAAAGAAAUGGUAAUUUCAAUUGUGUUGAUAAUUAUGAACAUAAUAAUAAUAAUGUUGUUCGAUUUGCUAAUCAUCAUGAAGAGGAUUGUGAUUAUGAAAAUUUAUGGAUUGAAACAAUCUAUGGUUCAUUAUUAUCACAUUUAUUUUGGUCUGCAUGGUCACUUGUUCAAAGUCAAUUAUCAAGUAUUCAGUUUGAUUUUAUGGAUUAUGCUAAAGUUCGUAUGAAACAUUAUCAUCUUAUGAAAUCUUGGUUACCACGCGAACAUUUGUGA